Coniosporium apollinis CBS 100218 is the source of this 429-nucleotide messenger RNA. RefSeq lists its product as uncharacterized. The transcript is spliced from 3 exons. The record is from RefSeq and is a predicted model, not a curated record. NCBI's taxonomy places the organism in Eukaryota, Fungi, Ascomycota, Dothideomycetes. The coding region runs from base 1 to 429 and encodes 142 amino acids.
AUGACGUCCUACACAUCGGACUAUCCCUCUACAGACUUCGAUGCCGACUUCAAAAAGUUCUUCGAAGAGUUCUACGCGACAUCCGACACCCCCGAUGCGCACGACAAAUAUGCAGAUUCGUUUACCGAAGACGCCACCCUAAUCAUGGCGUCUAAGAAAGCCAAAGGCCGCUCAGAAAUCCUUGCCCUCCGUAAAGGCCUGUGGGAGAAGGUCUCAGGCCGUCUUCACAAGCCCCUGAAAGUGUUCCCCUACGGCGCGAACGCGGACGAAGUGAUGCUGUUCGGCACUGUGGACUACGAGCUCAAGGACGGGCGGAAGGCGAAUGUUGACUGGUCUGCCCAUGCACAUUUGGUAAAGCAGGAAGGCAAGGUCAAGAUGGACUUCUAUCAGGUGUAUCUGGAUUCCGCAGCCCAAAAUCCCUCGAAAUGA